AUGUCCGCGCUCACCGAAAUUACGUCCGAGGCCGACUUCUCGUCGCACCUUUCCUCUCUUUCGCCUUCUGCAUUGGUUGUCCUCUACUUCCAUACUCCAUGGGCGGCACCAUGCACGCAAAUGGGCGCUGUGCUCUCCGCCCUCGCUUCGCAGUACCCCGCCACAGCCCCGCCUACCAUCUCGUUUGUCAGCAUCAACGCCGAGGAGCUUCCUGAUAUCUCGGAGGAAUAUGACGUUUCUGCCGUGCCCUUCGUUGUCUGUCUGCGCAGUGGUCAGAUUCUGGAGUCAAUCAGUGGAAGUGAUGCCGUGAAGGUGCGCGAUGCUGUCGAGCGUCACGCGGGCCGUGGGCAGGGAGCAGGCACUAGUCCGAUGGAUGGUGUGAGAACUACCAUUCCUCCUCCACUGUCUGCUGUGCCACGUGAGGAUGGUCCAAUUACUGCGACCCAGGCUCCUGUCUCUGCUUCUCAAGCACCUCCUGCCGACUCGGCCAAUGCCACCGCUGUCGCAUCCGCUCCUGGUUUGACACCAGAACAAUCCAAGGAAGCUCUGUUUGCCCGUCUCGAGCAGCUGGUCAAAGCUGCAUCAGUCAUGCUUUUCAUGAAGGGAACCCCCAGCAGCCCACAAUGUGGCUUCAGUCGACAGCUGGUCGGCAUUCUUCGUGAGCGCAGCGUCAAGUACGGUUUCUUCAACAUUUUGGCCGAUGAGGACGUGCGACAGGGUCUCAAGGAAUACGCCGAGUGGCCUACUUUCCCUCAACUGUGGGUUAGCGGCGAGUUGGUUGGUGGCUUGGACAUUGUCCGUGAGGAAAUUAACGCCGAUCCCGACUUCCUCAACGAGUUCUCCGUCAACAAGCCCACCGCAGUUUAA
Molecule: messenger RNA, 867 nt
Organism: Penicillium antarcticum
Lineage: Eukaryota; Fungi; Ascomycota; Eurotiomycetes; Eurotiales; Aspergillaceae
Product: PICOT family protein
Exons: 2
Coding region: 1-867 (288 amino acids)
Molecular function (GO): 2 iron, 2 sulfur cluster binding
Source: RefSeq, a predicted model, not a curated record